AGUAAACACAUGCUCAGCUCAGCUCUGACCCACUUGUCAUAUUUGUUUAUAUUCAUAAUCCAAAUUUUUGUUAAUUUCCUGUAUCCUCUCAAGUGCUCGAGAAUGCCGUUUGUCAAGUUGCAGUCAUCAGAUGGUGAAAUAUUUGAAACCGAUGACCGUGCAGCUAAGUGCUCGGGUACGAUUAAAACUCUGCUUAAGGAUUGCCAAUUAGAAGAUGCUGAAAGUCAAAUAAUACCCCUGCCAAAUGUUAAUUCAAUGAUUUUAACUAAAAUUCUUCUUUGGGUCAAUCAUCACAAGGACGACGAGCCAGUUGACGACAACGAAGAGGAUCGGACCUAUAGCAUUAGCCAAUGGGACGCAGAAUUCCUGCAAGUCGAUCAAGGUACACUUUUCGAGCUCAUAAUGGCGGCCAAUUAUUUGGAUAUUCGAGGUCUAAUGGAAGUCACAUGCAAGACAGUGGCCAAUAUGAUUACUGGCCGUACUCCCGAGGAAAUACGAAGACUGUUCAAUAUACGCAAAGACUUCACUUCCUCCGAAGAGGAAUUGGUACGUAACGAGAGUGAAUGAAAGGGCUAGACUUCAAUUCAAUAAAGAUAUAUACUUUAUCACGCA
Molecule: messenger RNA, 612 nt
Organism: Drosophila willistoni
Lineage: Eukaryota; Metazoa; Arthropoda; Insecta; Diptera; Drosophilidae
Product: S-phase kinase-associated protein 1
Exons: 1
Coding region: 10-567 (185 amino acids)
Biological process (GO): SCF-dependent proteasomal ubiquitin-dependent protein catabolic process
Cellular component (GO): nucleus; cytoplasm
Molecular function (GO): cullin family protein binding
Source: RefSeq, a predicted model, not a curated record